AUGAGCAGGGCACUUUUCCGCUCCAUGCUAGAGCUUCGAGCUCCCAGCGCCCGACUCUCAGCCCCCUCAUCUCUAUUGCCAAUUCGAGCACGAGCCUUCAACACCACAACUCCCAUCGUCGAGCCGUUCCCUGAGCGUCACCCCAAUAAUGCCGCCAAUCCUACGGUCCAUGAGCCUCGGCCUCUCGCCUUCAAAGUCAGCCAUCCUACCCCACCUCCAAAGCCCAUGGACGAGUCCGUCAAGAACCUUCUGCCAUUCCUUGCGGCUCAACCGGACCACUAUAUCACCGUUCACGUCCAUGGUUUCCCUUACCUUGUCCGCGAGGGCGAUCAGGUCCGCCUGCCUUUCCGCAUGCCUGGCGUUCAGCCCGGUGAUGUGCUAAGACUCAACCGUGCAAGCAUCCUCGGUAGCAGAGACUUUACCAUGAAGGGCGCUCCGCAUAUCGACGAGCGGGUUUUUGAGUGCAGGGCCAUUGUAGUUGGAACGGAAUCUGAGCCCCUACGAAUUAAGAUCAAGAAGAAGCGGAGGCAGCGAAGAAUGAGGCAGGCCAAGAGCAAGCAUCGGUACACAAUUUUACGGAUUGCAGAGCUCAACAUCAACAAUGUGGAGGAUAUCGAAUGA
Molecule: messenger RNA, 621 nt
Organism: Fusarium sp. VM40
Lineage: Eukaryota; Fungi; Ascomycota; Sordariomycetes; Hypocreales; Nectriaceae
Source: the annotation of a GenBank genome assembly